AUGGAUGUCUCUUACUGCUCUUCUCUACAGCUUCAGGAGAACUCUUUUCUCUUUGACUGCGAGUCCAUGCUGGACAAGUGUUACGAACCUCUAGCCUUUGAUCCAGCCUCAGACCCAGGUUACUUCAGCGCUGGUAGCAGCCUGUCUCCUACCUCCUCUGUGGACUCCUUCUGCUUCUCUCCAACCUCCCUCCAGGCUGGAAACAAACAAGAUGCUUUGGACUGUUUCAUCUUCAAAAGCCCUGCAGCCACUCAGCUCACCCAUGAGACACAGUCCUGCUCUGGAUCCUCCAAAACCACUUCAACUCAAAAGAAAUCCAGGUCCAGGUACCCAGGGAAGACACGCCAGACUGCCAGUGAGAGGGAGAAGCUGAGGAUGAGAGAUCUGACUAAGGCCAUGCAUCACCUCAGAAACUACCUGCCAGCUUCAGUGGCUCCUGCUGGUCAGACCCUGACAAAGAUUGACACCCUGCGCCUCACCAUCCGUUACAUCUCCUACCUGUCAGCUCAGCUGGGCCUUAGCGAGGAGGUGCUGGAGCAGAGGAGAUCCCCAGGCUUUGUGGAGCAGCCACAGACCCUCAACCAGUUCCUGGGUCAGCCGAUAGCCGACUACAGAGCACAGGAACCAGAGAGUAACAGCAUGAGCACAGCACAGAUGUCCAGUCUGCAGACUUCAUAUCAGGUUUCUGAUGGUGUUUGCUUCACCGGUGAUCAGUAUUGGCUGCAACAGCAGCAACUCCAGAAUGCCACCUUCUCUGGACACUGCUGA
Molecule: messenger RNA, 768 nt
Organism: Notolabrus celidotus (New Zealand spotty)
Lineage: Eukaryota; Metazoa; Chordata; Actinopteri; Labriformes; Labridae
Gene: mespaa
Product: mesoderm posterior aa
Exons: 2
Coding region: 1-768 (255 amino acids)
Biological process (GO): somite rostral/caudal axis specification; regulation of transcription by RNA polymerase II; mesoderm formation
Cellular component (GO): nucleus
Molecular function (GO): protein dimerization activity; DNA-binding transcription factor activity, RNA polymerase II-specific; RNA polymerase II cis-regulatory region sequence-specific DNA binding
Source: RefSeq, a predicted model, not a curated record